GCCACCUCUAAUAAAAUUGUUCUAAUUAGGGUUCCUAAAUACUAAAUCCACGUUCUCUAGGGAAAACUUCCCGCAACCUAUCUCUGCGAGUUAACAUCAGUGAAUUUCAUUGGAUAAAGAUCAUGGAUUACAUGGACUCAGAAACACAAGAACCAGAUGAUUUACCAUAUCUGGAAACAGAGUACGACAUGCCUCCUCCACUUGCUGCCGAAUGCAAAAGUUUCAAAUGGAAAAUAGAAGUUAUAGAUACUGCUGGGAAAAUCGAAGGCAAAAUGAUAACAUCAAAAGAAGUUUGGAAAAUUCAAAAUAGCAAAGUGAUUGUUCAUUUUGACGAAGUUAGUGGCCAGCCAAUCGGAGAGUCGGGAGGUCUACUAGGGUCAUGGUUAGGUCAACUAAGCAAUGAUGUGAAUUUGCUACCCAUUAACUACAGUGACUGGAGAAUGGUUAAUCCUCACAUAAAAAAUAAAGUCUGGGAAGUAAUACAGUCCAAAUUCUGGUUUGAUGAUCCAGCGACGAGAAAAGUGUUUGUGAUGAGUGCAUUAGGUAGCAGAUGCAAAGAUGUCAAACUACGUCUUUGGAAAGAAUACAAGCGAGACAGUCUAAGUGAGACAUUGCUCAAUCGACCAGAAAAUGUUCCUGAAAAUCAAUGGGGUCAUUUCGUUCACAUGAGAUUCACUGAAAAGUGGAAGAAAAUGCAAGAGAGGAAUACAGAAAGCCAAAAGAAAAAUAUCAUGCCUCAUGUAUGUGGAAGAAAAAGUUUUUCAAGGAAAAGAAAUGAUAUUACAAUCAAGACUGGAAAACGACCAUGUCGAGCAGAGUUUUUUAUCGAGACUCGUACAAAACCUAAUGGAAGCUUUGUAUGUGAAGAAGCAAAAACACGGGCGGAAAAACUUACGACGUUGUUGGGCCAAAAGUCACAUGUGACAAACAAUGCUAUUGCUAGUUUGGAUGAUGAAUAUGCACAAGUUUUUGGUCCAGAGCGUCCAGGACGAGUACGGUGUGUUGGUCGUGGACCUACACCUUCAAAAUUAGUGAACCAUUCACCUGUUACGAGACAAGAGAUAGAGAAUUCAGAAAUGGUUAUUGACCUGAAGUCACAAGUGAAAGAAUUAUCAGAUCAAGUCAAGGGAAUGACUACAUUCAUCCAACAAGUAAUUGGUACUUCAACUGGUGAACAGGCAAGAGUAUGGGCUUCAAGUUUUGCUGUAGCUUUUGCUAACAUACCAAACCCAGCUUUUGCCAACGUACCAUCUCCACCAAAUCCAAAUCAGGAACGGAGUGAUGAUGCUGUUAGAGACUAAGACUCAGACGUUGGAAGCAAUGACAGUGAUCUUCAUCAACAUUAGUUUAAUAAUAUUUUCAGUAACUUUCAGUUUAUUUUAUUUUUAUGAAUUUGCAUGAUGGAUUAGUUGAUUUGAUUUCUAAUACUUUAUUUAUUAUCUAAAUCAGGUUUUAUUCAUUUAAUUAAUUUUCCUGCAUUUUUAUAUAUAUUUUAAAUCAUAAAAAUGUAAAUAAAAAUAAUAUUUGUAUCAUUUAUAUAUAAGUGAAAUAUAUUAUAAUCAUUUAUGAAAACUGAUAUAGAUUUAGCAUCAAUUAUAUACAAAUGAUGAUAGAAAUUUAAAUCACUAAAUUGUAAAUGAUACAAUUAUAAAAAUCACUUCUUAAAACUGAUAUAAAUUUAACAUCAAUACGUAAAAUGAUAAUAAUACUUUAAAUCACUUGCUUUAAAUGAUAUAAUUAUUAAAAUCACUUU
Messenger RNA from Brassica rapa (field mustard), 1753 nucleotides. RefSeq lists its product as uncharacterized. The record is from RefSeq and is a predicted model, not a curated record. Lineage: Eukaryota; Viridiplantae; Streptophyta; Magnoliopsida; Brassicales; Brassicaceae.